UGCUGCUGCUGCUGCUUCUGCUGUUGCUGCUGUUGGAGCCCAGACCAGGGCACGCCAGCUCUGUCCCUUAGAGCAGAGACCUGGGAAGGAAGGGAAAGCGGCUGCUUAGGUUUGCGCUAGAGCUCCUGUUUAACCUUUCCAACAGAUACAGACACAGCAACUUUUAACACUGUCCCCUGCUCCCAGACACACGCCCACUGCGUCCUGCACUCCCACCCAGUGCUGCACGGGGCAGCCUGGCAGCAGGUCCUUACUGAAGGCGAUGCUUAAGGGGAUCCUAUCUCCUGUUCUGGGAAGGCGGGAGUAGGACCCAGCAGGGAAGCAAGGAAGCUGCUGGUUAGAGCCGCCGGCGGUGGCCGUGCUGCGUGAGGACCUCGCCUUUCCUCCACUGGACACCUGCUGCAGAAGUCUCGCCACGAUGAUCCGCAUUGCUUCUCUAUUACUGGGAGCUGCGCUGCUCUGCGCCCAGGGAGCCUUUGCCCGAAGGGUGGUCAGCGGUCAAAAGGUCUGCUUCGCUGAUGUGAAACAUCCCUGUUACAAAAUGGCCUACUUCCAUGAACUGUCUAGCCGGGUGAGCUUCCAGGAAGCACGGCUCGCUUGUGAAAGUGAAGGAGGUGUCCUCCUCAGUCUUGAGAACGAAGCUGAGCAGAAGUUAAUCGAGAGCAUGUUGCAGAAUCUGACAAAACCUGGAACAGGUAUUUCAGAUGGUGACUUCUGGAUAGGACUUUUGAGAAGUGGAGAUGGCCAGACAUCUGGCGCCUGCCCAGAUCUCUACCAGUGGUCUGACGGAAGUAGCUCCCAGUUUCGGAACUGGUACACUGAUGAACCUUCUUGUGGAAGUGAAAAAUGUGUAGUCAUGUAUCAUCAACCAACUGCCAAUCCUGGCCUAGGAGGUCCCUACCUUUACCAGUGGAAUGAUGACAGGUGCAACAUGAAGCACAAUUACAUCUGCAAGUAUGAACCAGAGAUUCAUCCAACAGACCCCGUUGAAAAGCCAUAUUUUACAAACCAACCUGAAGACACCCAUGAGAAUGUGGUUGUUACUGAAGCAGGCAUAAUUCCCAAUCUAAUCUAUGUUAUUAUACCAACGAUUCCGCUGCUUUUGCUGAUACUAGUUGCUUUCGGAACAUGCUGUUUCCAGAUGUUGCAUAAAAGUAAAGGAAGAACAAAAACUAGCCCGAACCAGUCUACACUAUGGAUUUCAAAAAGCACUAGGAAGGAAAGUGGCAUGGAGGUAUAAUAAUGAACUGAUAUUGCUCUGGAAAAUAAGAGUAGUUUUGUAAUCCUUGAUCAGUGUAAGGAAUGGCAUCAUUAGUUUGGAAUGGCUUGAAAUCUCAAAGGAUCUGCAAGAUGAACUGUAAGCUCCCCCUUGAGGCAAAUGUCAAAAUAAUUUUUAUAUGUUCACAGUUUCACUUACAAAAUAUACUGAGUGAGGCCUGCUUGCUCUACUAAAGGAUACACCCAAACUUCAUGUAAACAAAAUGGACCAUGUAGAUAUAAUUUCCAUGGAAAUACCUGGAAUUACCUGUGUCGGGAGUAGUUACUUUGGCUUUUUUUUUUAAUCUUCAUAAAUUUUGACCUACUUCAUAUACUAUAAAUUAUAUUCCAAUUUACAGUGUGCAGAAACAUUUUACCUUUGCUAAAGUGUUUGAUGAAAAUAGAGUGUUCUGAUAUUUAUAUUUAUGGGCAUUUGAUUUUUACGCACAUGCUGUUUUCAUUAAAAACUGAAUUCACACAGACACAAAGAAAUCUUUCCAUUGGGAAAACAUUUCUUUUGUAGAAUAGUUCAUGUCCUUUCUGUUUCUUUGCUUUUGGUUCAAUAAAGGUUAGGAAGUCUCUUCAGAAAUAAGAAACCAUUUCAUUGACUGUGCUAUAUAUCUGCUGAAACAGUACUUAGAGGCAAGAACUGUCUAACUUCAAUUGUGCAAGACAUGUGCCUUACAAUUAUUCCUAAUUUAAAAUUAAACAGAUUUUUGUAAUAAAGUAUCUUUACUAAUUAAUACUUGUAUAGACACCGAUGUAGUUAACCUUGGAAAAAAUGGCAUCUGCAGUACAAACCACAGGUCUUCACAUGUUGCCUAUAGAAUUGCAAAUAGCUCCCUGAGUGUCAGGAAUCAAUGCGGCUCCUCCCUGUCAGUCAAACAGGAUGACUAUUGGAAGGCUUUGGAGUCAGUCAGUUGCUGUUUGGCUGAGGAUUUCCUAACUGAAUUUAGCCUGUAGAAUAUACAAAAUUCAAUGGUUUCCAGCAGUGUGAUGCUAAGCAGAACACACUGAUAUUAUAGAUUUAGAAAACAAGAAGAAGAAAAACAAAACUACAAAUCACAUCCACUAAUGGGCCAUGGACUAGAGGUCACUGACGUUUGCUUAUCUUUGAUGAGUGUUGUUUGUGAUUGUGAACUGUGGCUUCCUUCUGUCUGAUGGAGUUUCCUCAACAUGUGGUAUUUGUUCUUCUCAAGAGAGUUGUAACUAUUUUGUCUUCAAAUGUCCCUGUGUUACUUUUAGCCAAAUAAAGAGUUCUUGUUUCUGAAGAAUGA
Messenger RNA from Rattus rattus (black rat), 2534 nucleotides. RefSeq names its product chondrolectin (gene Chodl). Gene Ontology annotation, biological process: positive regulation of axonogenesis. Gene Ontology annotation, cellular component: cytoplasm. The transcript is spliced from 6 exons. NCBI's taxonomy places the organism in Eukaryota, Metazoa, Chordata, Mammalia, Rodentia, Muridae. The coding region runs from base 419 to 1240 and encodes 273 amino acids. The record is from RefSeq and is a predicted model, not a curated record.